Molecule: messenger RNA, 3270 nt
Organism: Sugiyamaella lignohabitans
Lineage: Eukaryota; Fungi; Ascomycota; Dipodascomycetes; Dipodascales; Trichomonascaceae
Exons: 1
Coding region: 1-3270 (1089 amino acids)
Source: RefSeq, a predicted model, not a curated record
AUGGAGUCGUCUGAAGCUAGCGAAGUCAGCGAUUUUUUGUUGAGAAUCCGUCAGUUGGGUGAAAAGACUGAUCGAGAAGAUGAGUUAAGGGCUAAACAGCUUGAACAGGAAAUUUUGGAGGGCAGAAGGCGUCGUCAGGCUCUUAGGGCUGAGCGAACGAGAUCACUUUCUCCCCAGAAAAGUAGCUUGAUUGGAGACUCUGUCAAUGAUGUUACGAAAGUUGACAACUUGAAAAAGGAAGAUGCACCCAAGAAAACAGUUGCGACAUCUGUAAAGUCCAAAGAACAAGAGACAAAAGAAAAAAUCGAGCUUUUACAUGGAGCCAAUGCGACUAUAUCCUUGUUCCCUUCAACUAGUAAAUAUGUCGAAGCUCCGAAGAUUCCUGCCUGGAAAGAAGCUUUACUGAAAAGAGAACGUGAAAAUAAGACAGUCAAACAUGUGCCAACGAAUGAUGUUGUCGAGGAGCCAAAAUCUUUGGCAUCUACUGUUGGUGCAAAGUUUGGUAUAGCAAAGUCAUAUGAAGACCAGCAGUCUAAGGAUUCGCCAUCAGCAGAUGGUGCCAUGUUCGGUAUCACCAAGUCAUAUCAAGACCAAAGAUCGAAGCCACCGGCACUUAAAGAUGAUGCCAAGUUUGGUACAACAAAGUCGUAUGAAGACCAGCUGUCGAAGAAGUUCCUACCAAUAGAAGAUAUUGACAAGAUCUCUUCUGUUGUUAGUGUUAAACAGGACACUCCGAGCAUUGACAACGAUGCUAAAGAAGAUGCUGACGGAAGUGAAAACGAAAAAGUUCAAAACCAGCAGCUCAAAUUCCAGCUCGAAAAGGAACUAAGCAACAAAGAAGAGCAUGAAAGGUAUUUAAAGUUACAAUUCGAAAUUGAACGCAAGAAGCGAGAGGAGCAAGAACAGCGAGAGCGCGAGGCUCGCGAAAGACGAGAAAUCCAAGAACAAGCAAAAGAGCUUCCUGCUAAUUUGAGAGACAAUCCUAAUGUUGUCAGAGUCUUGCCAAAACUACCUUCAGAUGAUACUUCACCAUCAACUCCAGGCAGUUUAAAGACCGCUAAUCCACUGCCUAAACUGUCUCCUGUUGAUUCUUCGGCUAGAACCUCUGUAGAGCGACGACCCCUUUACCUUGAGAAGAGCAGGACUCCAGUUUUGAGUCCGUCUCAGUCUACACCCGUGCCAUUUCUCCAGACAAGAUCACCCUCGCCUACUGGAUCACUUUCGAGAAGUCCAACUCGUGGUGCUGGAAGUUUUGUACAGAGCGCUUUACUGAGAAGAGAAGGUACUCUCAGAGGUUCGCCCUCCCCUUCGCCACAACUAAACAGGGUAGCAACCCAAAUAGGACCCGGGUUUCAAGGCUCUCCACAAUCGAUUAAAAGCCCAACCCCAGUGGUCGCAAAAACUGGACCCCCAGUUCCUGACAAACGUCAGAAUCUAAUCAACCCCGUGAAACACAAUCCAGGAUUGGACAAUGAGGGAAAUACAAAGUCUCCCAUACCAAUUGGAGGCAGGAAUUUAUCUAGCAUUGAAAACAAUAGCUCUCAAACUAAAUUGGAUGACGAUGCUGGUCCACCACUUCCAGCUCGUAAACCAAAGGAUACCGAUGAGACACCUCCCCCAUUUCCUCCUCGACCACUCCCACUUCCUAUAUCAAAAUCGUCCAUAUCCGUCAAACAACAAGACAACAAAAUCGAUGAAGUUGACGAAGAAGAUAUCAUGCUUGGUAGUUCCAUUACACAUCCUUUAGCUGCAGAUACCCGAGGUCGACUCCCAGCAGCUACUAGCAGUUCCUCUGCAUAUGAUACCAGGAGAUUGAGUCCAUCUAGACAAACUUCAUGGCUGGAAAGUGCUCUUAAGAAAAAUAGUCAUGGAGCAUCGACACCAGAAUCUUUAAACCGGGCAGGAACCCUAAGAUCUCCACCUGGAUCAACGUUUAGUCCUUCAUCUCCUUUUCUGGGAAGUUCACCUUCUGUAUCCUUACCUGUUCCUGAUCAGAAAAUACAGGGCCAGCACAGCCGGUCUCGAUCACUUAUCGAUUCAUCUUGGUCUGGAACUAAACCGUCGUGGUCGCCAAGGCAGUCACCAUCAAGUACUUUGACUAAAAACGAGGACACCAUACCGAAAGAGAGACCGCUAUCACUGAUUGGUAGUAAAGCACCCACACUUUCCACAGGUUCUCCAGGACAAUCGAUCCCAAGAACGCUGAAUGAACCUUCAUCUCCUAGCUUGAGUCGUGACAGUAAUAACAGCUCGUCACCCACUCUGGCCCGUAACAAUACGUUAGUUUCGCUAAAGUCUCGACCAUCAGCUGCUCCACCUCUGGCCCCUAAGCCUGCUGCUGAAGCGAUUGAAAGACUCCGCAGUCUUCGCUCUCCGAAGCCACUUACUCGAAAGGAAGAGCCAUCUGCUGAAGCAUUAGAAAAGCUACAUAAACUUCGACCAGCAUCGCCUGUUAAAAACAAGGAAGAGCCCUCGAUUGAGGCAUUGGAUCAAUUGAAAAAGCUUAGGUCGCCCUCACCUCCUCCAGCUAAAUCUCAAUCAACUCCAGAAGCCAUUGAACGGCUCAAAUCACUCAGACAGCGGAGUCCUGUUUCUGUUACAGAGAAGCCUCGAGUUGAAGCAAUUGAGCAGUUGGGUCGUUUAAGGUCUACAUCUCCCAGUAAACGAGCACUAAAGGACGAAGCUCGUGAUACCCUUGAACAAGCCAAGGCCGGACUCAAGCGAUCUAGCACUAUUCAGUUGCAGUCACCACCAACACAAGAGCCAUCAAAAGUACUGGAUAAGACCUCUGAACUACCCACCAGCACCGAGUCUAAGACCCAUCCAAGUCUCCCAUUGAGAACAUCAGCUCCUUCGACUGCCGCACCCACAUCAUUCCGCGAUGAUCUUGCCAGUGUUCUCAUGAGAGGACCGUCUGAACCCACACCCACUAUUCGAAAGGCCUCCACACUGGACAACUCUGAUCUCACUCACUCCCAAGGACAAUCCGACAAACAACUCACCCACAUGACCAAGAGAAGGGCAAAGGGUCCCAAGAGACGACUGCCAAAAGAAGUUUCCAAUCCAAACACCACGAAUUCCUCUGACUCGUCCGGCUUGUCUCGCCCAUUCUCCGAGCUCAACAUCGCCAAGCAAAGAGCACCAGUCUCAACCCCUGGCGAACCCGGCAGUCGUCCUCCCGUAGUCCGCAAGUCAUCACGAUCGGUCUCGUCCAAUCUCAAAGCCCCUCCUCCCAAACCCCGCAAACCUUCAUCCAGCAUAAUAGCAUAG